AUGGUCGCCGAACAACACAAAACGGGUCCAUUGUCGGACCCACCUCAAAACCAAGCCGCGAUUAACGCGCAGACUCAAUACACCGCGGAGACGGCGAUUCCGGUUCGCCCCCAGUCUCCCUGCGUUUCGUUAGGGGGCUCUCCGUCACCGGAGUUACCUCCACUCCCCACUUCGGAUGCCGAAGGAGGAGAUGGAUUGGACGAGGAGCCUAUGGAGCAAGAUGGGGAAGGUGAGUACCUCGCCCAGGUUGUAGCACAACCCGCUCCGUAUCCUGAAGGAUACGCCCCUCUCCCCAAUCUCGUAGCACCUCCUAUGUCAAGGGAGAACUCUGCCCCCGAGCCUAACGGCUCUCUAUCCGCCAAUCCGGUCUCGGAACCUGACGGUUCCGAGAUAAUUCCAAUUACUUCGCCGGACGGCGCGUCCGACAACGUCUUCGGUGUCUGGGAGUUCCUCCCGGACACCCUUUCUAUCUGUCACCGCCCUGGCGUAUGCCCCGAUAACUGCGACGUUCAUCGCGAUCACCUCCGCGACGUCCACGCGUCCCGCCCUCACCCCCACGAUUAUGCCGCAGCGCUCAACGCUCGCUAUCGACACAUCGUCGCCGAGCUCCAUCCCGAUGCUGAGCGACUCGCUACCGAGCGCGUUACCGCGCGGGAAACCGCGUUGCGCGCUGAGUUUGAGGUAACCCUCCGUGAUGCCCUCACCCGUCAGGCCUCUGAGUGGCGACAGGAGAGAGAUCGCGCUAACGCGCGCGUUGCGGACGCUGAGCAUAAGUUCCACGAAGCACGCGAGGAGGCGACGCGUGACGUGUCCCGUUGGUCGACGAGGGCGGCUGAUAUGACGAACAACAACAAGAAGUUGCAUGAGGACCUCGACGUUAGUGAGCGGAAGGUUAGGGAAUUCCGCCGCAACCUCGACGAGGCGCACAGACAGAUACGGGGUACCCGUGAGGAGCUCGAGAAUGAGAUCGCGCGUAACUCCUCCCUCAAUACGGAGGUUAACGACAGACUGUCCGAAAUUGCUGGGCUCAUGGAUGACCAGCAGCGGCUCAAGGACGACGUAGAGUAUUACCGUCGUCAGAGCAACCCCCAGGAGCGCGAUAUCGAUUCGGCCGAGGAGGAUGCGAUCAGUGACACAUCCUCCGACGCUGCGCGAAAGCGCAAGAACGCUCAAGUCACCAAGAGUUUCCGCGAUGCAGCUCGUCGUCAGAAGGAGCAGGCGAGAGCCUCCUCCAACUCUUUUGGUGCACUCGAUAUCACGACAAGGGACCCUUCGUCGUCGAUGAAGAAGAGAUUGAGGAAGAAUAAGGGGGAUAAGCGAAAGCGCCCCGAGUCUAUGGAGAGGACUUUGGGGCCCGACUCAAACUUUGAUAUCUGUGCAGUGUUGACGGAGCUAGAGGCGUGGAUUAUGAUGGACGCCUAUAGACGAUUCCAGAAUGCUAGUGCCCGCGCGCGUCUCAACAGUGUCUUAUUUACGUUCCAGGAUACCCUGGAUAUGAGCAAUACCGCGUCCGCCAACCGGUUCAUAGUGGAACAUUGGCCUCGACUUCGCGAUGAGGGCUUUAUGCCCGUUCGACCGUCAUCUUCCUCCCCUACUUCCGCUCGUCAACCUCCUGAGAAGCGCGCUCGUACUGCCGACGAGUCUUCGUCACAGACCGGCCCAUCGCAACCUCCACUCCCGCCUCCUUCUCAACCCCCACCUCCGGCUGGGCCAUCUCGACCACGGUAUCUGGGAGGCAGGGGUGACAUCCAUCCUCUCGCCCUACAGCGUACACUUCCCUCCAACCGCUUCUUCAGCGAUCGGGGCCAGAACGCUAGACCUCUCGGACGGCCUGAGGAGCCUCGCAUGGGCGGAUGGGGGCCUCCCCAACGUUUCGAAAAUCCACGAGGUGCUCGUGGUGGUUAUGCCCCGCCGUCUGGACGUGGAGGUUAUCGGGGGCGAACUUAUGAUGGCUAUGCAGUUGGUCCCUCGUUUUACAACGAGACGUUUGGACCUAGUGGAGCAUGGGAGGACCUCCCGUCCGGUAACGAAGAAUACGGGCAGAACAUGCCCUUCAUGGGCCAAUUUGCAGACCGUCGGGAGCGUCGCCGCCCCCGGCGUGGAAUCUCCGCGCCCAAUACCUACGAUAACCCGGACGAGUGGGAGCAAUUCUAUAUUGCAUCGGGUCAACCCCUCCCCCUCGGCGUCAGCACGGAUUCCAACGGUCGCCCGUUGCGCCAUCAUAUGCUAAUGCAUUUGAUGAUUCACCAUAUUGGGCCUGACCGCGAGGAAUACCCGCCCGGGCGAGUUGGGCGAGAAAUGUGGCGCCCCGAGCUGGGUCGUUUCACCCAGGAGGCUGUCGGCAUUUUGUCAGUCCCCGGUUUGUUGGAGCUCACCUGGGAGGAAUUCCGCAUGAGCGAGUUCCUCUACGAAGGCACCCGUCGCCCUCAUUUUCCCCCCAACACUUCCAUCAAUCGCGAGACGGUCGCCCGUCAGCUUCGUCGCGCUGUUCGAGGAUCCAGCGAGAUCGCAGACUUGGAAGCCUGGGCUCGUCGCCGUCGAAACCUGAUGGCUGGCCGGAGCGAAGAUGAUAUGUCGCCCUGGCCAACCGAUAGCCAGCCCAUCCAGUACAACGAGCAGUUGUUAUCUCAAGUACUCACCAGGCUCGGUCGCGCUCAGUCCUCCUCUUCGUCUGCUUCGGCAUCUGGGCCGUCCACUCAGCGUCGGUCGCCCACUCCACGCCCGGAUAACGACGAGGACAUGCAGCCUUGAUUUCGGUGGACCAGGGCCUGGUCCAGUGGGGGAGGAUGUAAGGCGACAGCCUUAUACCUUAGCGGUACCGGCGGGCGUUCCCGGGAUAAGAUAAGAUGGGUGUGCUGGAAAGCGCAUCCAUCUAUCUUGUCUGACGUAAUACUGUAUAGUUGUGGCUGAUGCGCGGGGGCUGGUGUUGGACCAUCGAGCGUUCGGAGUAGUUAGCUUUAUCUUGUACACCUUUAC
This is a messenger RNA of Stereum hirsutum FP-91666 SS1, 2976 nucleotides long. RefSeq lists its product as uncharacterized. The record is from RefSeq and is a predicted model, not a curated record. The transcript has a single exon. The coding region runs from base 1 to 2751 and encodes 916 amino acids. NCBI's taxonomy places the organism in Eukaryota, Fungi, Basidiomycota, Agaricomycetes, Russulales, Stereaceae.